This is a messenger RNA of Solanum pennellii, 1739 nucleotides long. RefSeq names its product WD repeat-containing protein DWA2. The transcript has 14 exons. The coding region runs from base 131 to 1183 and encodes 350 amino acids. The record is from RefSeq and is a predicted model, not a curated record. NCBI's taxonomy places the organism in Eukaryota, Viridiplantae, Streptophyta, Magnoliopsida, Solanales, Solanaceae. Gene Ontology annotation, biological process: protein ubiquitination. Gene Ontology annotation, molecular function: protein binding.
AGAAUACAUUUCCAAAAAGACACAAGUAUUAUGUGAAGUUGCCGGGAGUGUAUUAGAGCUGCAGUUGAAAAGUUGCAAAAUAUCAACAACACUUUAAGAUCUGCAAAAAAGCUCUCUAAGCUGCGAUUCAAUGCAAGGAGGAUCAAAUGGAAUCGGUUAUGGCCUCAAAUAUCAGGCACGAUGUAUCGCCGAUGUGAAAGCUGAUACGGAUCACACCAGUUUCCUAACCGGAACUCUCAGCCUAAAAGAAGAAAAUGAGGUACAUUUGAUCCGGAUUUCUUCAGCUGGUACUGAAUUGCUAUGCGAAGGUCUUUUUUCUCAUCCUAAUGAGAUCUGGGACCUUGCGUCGUGCCCCUUCGAUCAACGGAUUUUCUCUACUGUUUUUUCUUCCGGUGAAACAUAUGGGGCAGCAAUAUGGCAGAUCCCUGAGUUGUAUGGCCAAUCAAAUUCUCCACAACUAGAGAGGAUUGCAUCUCUUGAUGCUCAUAAUUCGAAGAUAAAGUGCACACUUUGGUGGCCAACAGGAAGGCAUGACAAGUUGGUUAGCAUUGAUGAACAGAAUCUUUUCCUCUGGAGCUUUGAUACUUCAAAGAAGAAUGCACAGGUACAAUCACAAGAAUCAGCAGGUGUGCUACAUUCGUUAACUGGGGGCGCCUGGGAUCCCCAUGAUUAUAAUGCUCUAGCACUGACAAGUGAAUCAUCAGUCCAACUUUGGGAUCUACGGACAAUGAAGAAAACAAAUUCAAUCGAUCAUCCCCAUGUCCGUAAUUUGGAUUACAAUGUGAAGAGAGAGUAUACUCUUGUAACGGCUGAAGAUGAAUCUGGGAUACAUAUAUGGGAUCUUAGAAUGCUGAAGUUUCCAGUCCUUGAUCUCCCUGGACAUACUCACUGGACAUGGACUGUCAAGUGCAAUCCCGAACACGAAGACUUAAUUCUGAGUGCUGGAACUGAUUCUGCGGUCAAUCUGUGGCUGGCUUCUCUUCCUAGUAGUGAUGAACCAACUCCAGAGAGCUUUGACUCCCCUAAUAAGCCAGUGGAUCCAUUGCUUAAUUCAUAUAGUGACUACGAAGACAGUGUGUAUGGACUUGCUUGGAGCUGCCGAGAGCCAUGGAUAUUUGCAUCAUUGUCAUAUGAUGGAAGGGUGGUUGUAGAAUCAAUCAAGCCUCAUCUUCCAAGAAAAUAAAUCAGUACAAGUCGAAUAUGUCCCCCUCCAAAUCUGUAUUCUUGAAACUGAACCAUGUGUUCAUGAUGGAGUUAACGCUGCUGAGGUGGAAUGUAGAAUUUUGCAAGAGGUCUCUUUAAUUUUAUCUAGUAUGACGUUUGCAGUUCAUUUUCAUGCGGAAGCUUCUAAGCCUGCAGCUUCACUCCAGAUUGAAUUUUCUUAAACGUAUGGCACAUGGUCAUUUACAUUUUCCAUUCACUAUAGUUUAUGGUUGUCAUAACUUUGCACGUUUAAGAGCGUCAGAAAAGAGUGAUGUCACAUCUUCGCAUCUUUUAGAUUCUCUCUCCCGUGGACAUCCGACCAGGUACUCAUUAUGCGGACCCACUCAACGUUAUUGUCACUAAACUAGACUUUUAUUAUUCUGUGGCCAAAGUGUUAAUCAUCUCUUUUCCUUGAACACACAGAUAUAAUCGGGUUAUUUUUGCGAAAAUAUAUUCUGUUAAUGUUCCGUAAUAACACGAUGCCUUUGUGAUUUCAGUUAGUUGAUUUGAGUAUGCAUUUAUGUAUUUGGUGUAAA